This is a messenger RNA of Plasmopara halstedii, 3762 nucleotides long. Its product is annotated as transcriptional regulator atrx. NCBI's taxonomy places the organism in Eukaryota, Oomycota, Peronosporomycetes, Peronosporales, Peronosporaceae. Gene Ontology annotation, molecular function: ATP binding; ATP hydrolysis activity; ATP-dependent chromatin remodeler activity. Gene Ontology annotation, cellular component: nucleus. The coding region runs from base 1 to 3762 and encodes 1253 amino acids. The transcript has a single exon. The record is from RefSeq and is a predicted model, not a curated record.
AUGUCGUCAGCUGAGGAAUUUGAUAUCCUCACGGAUGACGAGCAGGAUGCAAUCGCCAUACACCGCAGCAGUGAUGAUGAAUUUGAUGCUGAUUGGGACCCAGAAGCGUCAUAUGUGGACAAGGAGGAUGAAAGCGAUGACAUUGAGUGUGACGACUCUAGAGAAGUUGACGACGAAAGUAGUGAUGAAUCUACCCACUCAUUCUUUCGGCCACGAAGAAUAGUACGUCGGAGUAGUUGCAACGAGAAAAAAGUGGGCGGGAAGCGCAAAACCAAGCAGUCAGAGGGCUCAGAGCGUCGCAACCGCCGUCGCAAGAUUGCAGACGUGAUGGACGAUAAGGAUUUGGAACUUAAUACCCGCAAAGCUCGAGAGGAAGAGGCUAAGCGCGCGAAGAGAAUUGACGCCAUUUUGGGCAGCUUUUCUAACUUGUCGGAGGAUCAGCUUGCUGUACCGCACGAGAAAGCAAAGUUGUUGGUUCUUAAUCCCACGUUAACAGAUGGUACGUUGCCGACAGGCAAAGAAGGCACAGAAGACGCCCCGAUCUUUGUAUACAAGGAUAUUGUGGACAAGCUUAAGCCCCAUCAAAUAAUCGGCGCUAGAUUUCUUUGGGGCCAUGUCGCUGAGGAACCGCAAGGUUUUGGUUGUGUCUUGGCCGACUUUAUGGGUCUCGGGAAGUCGCUGCAGGUAAUAACGACGGUGCAGGCGUUCUUGACGAAGACGACGCUAGAUAGCUGUGGUAAUUUGAGACAGAGACAUAAGCAUGUGCUUAUUUUAGCCCCAACAAUUUGUGUUCGAAACUGGGAAGCAGAGGUGGUUAAGUGGCUAGGCAAGAAAGAAACGCGACGUCUUGGGCUGUUUACCUUAGAGUCUAGUCGUGAAAAGAAGAUUGUUGAUCGACUUAAUGUCGUUAAGCAGUGGCACAGGUGCGGGGGAUUACUGAUUACGGGCUACGAAUUGUAUCGGCUUCUUGUACUUCAGUCAAGUGGUGAGGAAAAAAUUUCAACAAGCAAUCAAAAGGUCGCACAUAUGAUUAAAAAGAUUUACAAGUGCUUCUGUGACCCGGGCCCAGAUUUAAUAGUGUUGGAUGAGGGUCAUCGAGUCCGUAAUUAUAAAUCUAAGCUGGUAAAGGCACUGGCCCAUGUUAAGACGACUCGACGCAUUAUACUCACCGGAUACCCUCUGCAGAAUCAUUUGGAAGAAUACUGGACUAUGGUCAACUUUGCGCGUCCUAAUUAUUUGGGCUCACUAGACGAGUUCAAAAAUCGAUUUGUUGCCCCCAUCAAAAAUGGACAGUGUAUUGAUAGCUCUGCUGCUGACCUGCGGCUGGCUCGACGACGCGCUUUUAUUUUAUCCCAAGAGCUCAAGUCGCUGGUAUUACGUAGAGAUCAGCGAUAUCUCUUUGAACAGCUACCACCUAAGAAGGAAUAUGUACUAAUGUGCAAACUGACCGAUGCUCAAGCGCAAUUGUACCGCGAAUUUCUCAUUCAUGGUGUACCAGUGCGCGGCGGCCCUGAUACGGUGGACGUGCUUGGUGGCUAUCACAUUGCGCUAGCGAUUUCGAACCACCCCGACGUCAUCUUUGAGACAUACAAUCGUUUGGAAGAAGAGGAGCGCAUUGAAUCUAGUAAGAAAAAAAAUCGACGAGCCGUAUCAAACCUUUUUAAUGAGGAUGGCGUCGAUGGAAGUGAUCCAUAUGACGAUGUGCUUAUGCUUGAGCCCCAUCACCGUGGUACUGGUCCACUUGCAAAAGUGUUUAGCCCACCACGAAUAAAUAAUGUUGAUGACGAUGAUGACAACCAAGGCAAGGCAAGAGCGCUGGACGCACCAAGUACAGUUCCAAGAGUGAAAAAGGAGCAUCGCUUAAAAUUUGCCCGAAAAUUUAUGGAGAAGUAUGUGCCCCAUCAACUUGAAGCUAGCGGCAAAAUGAUGAUAUUGAUGAACCUUCUUUCAGCGUGCCAGAAUAUCGGUGAUCGUGUGAUACUUUUUACGCAGAGUAUUUCUACGCUGGACACGAUUGGAUCGAUGAUUUCGAAACACAAUAGAUAUCAGCGUCGGCGCGCAAAGCGUCUCCAUUACUUGCGGAUUGAUGGGAGUACGACCCAGCAAGACCGAUUUCGCCAAAUUGCGCAAUUCAACGAUUUAGAUGAGGAUAUCGAUCUUAUCAUGAUUUCAACGAAAGCUGGUGGAGAAGGAAUAAAUCUUUGCGCCGGCAACCGGAUUGUUAUUUUUGACGUCUGUUGGAACCCAUGUAACGAUGCUCAGUCAAUGUGUCGCUCAUAUCGUUUUGGCCAAACGAAACCGGUAUUUGUGUACCGAUUUGUGACGAUGGGAACGAUGGAAAAAAAGGUGUACGACUUGCAAAUUCGUAAAGAGGGAGUGGCCAAACGUAUUGUGGAUGAGAUGACAACCGAAAGGAGGUACAUGACCUCGGAACUUCAACAAUACUUCAGUGUUAAUGAUUUCGAAAAAUCGCUGGUUCAUGCCCAAGGUUUGGUAGCCGAUAAGGAAUACAAAGCAAUUCCUCAAGAAGAUGAUGUUCUCAGGAGUAUCUUGUCGGAAUUGUGGCAUCAAGAUUCUACUGCAAUUGUUCCUGAUAGUAAAGUUGGAAAGACUACUUCAACUGGCAUGAUAGCUGACAGGAGAUGCAUUAUUGAUUGGUUCGAGCAAGAUACUAUGUUUGAAGAGGAUCUGGAUCAGCAAUGUUCCCUUGCUGAGCAGAGAGAGGUUCUGGAAACCCAUGAGUACUUUAAAGCGGUGCGGAAAUUGCGUGAAGGAGGAAUUCACCGUAUUAGCCGCGAAGGGUUGUUGUUAAAGUCCUGCGACAGAUGCCAUGCAUUGAACGAGAUUUACCCAAGCUCAACUACAAACGUACCUGUGCCGUCGUCGAUUGAAUGUAAUUUUUGUAAGCAGCCCGUUCCAACUUCGGGAGCAGUUCCCCCUUCCCAGUUGCCAGCCUAUACUUAUUCAGGAAUGCAGCGAAUACCUGGUUUUUUGAUGCCUUUGUCUGGGUCGUUUCCAUCAUCGACAUAUGCAUAUGUUUCAGCUGGAAGUGACCCAGCUCGAACCCUUGUACCAGGAGUCAUUUCAGCUGACCCGACUGCUGCUCGAUUUGGUGGUAACCAAAACCGUUUUGAACAGCUUUCGCAUCACAGUACUGGAAGAAACUUGAAUCAAUGGCUUGGAGAGCUGGCGCAUCGGCAAAACAAUAUACAAACAAACAUGCCCCAACAAGAUCGCGUAAGUAUGAAGCUGAGUGAUAGGCAUUUGCUGGUCUUGCGACGAGGUAUUAAGGGUUGUCAGGACCUUAGAAGAAAGGCAGAAAAGUGUGGUGCUACCUUGGCUAUCGAGGUGGAUUCCCAGCUGACUGAUAUUGUAAGUGCGAUGGACAAGGCUGAAACUUUGAAGUGGCUUAAGCUCAACAAGCUUCCACAAGAUGUGGAAUUGCAUGAUGAGGCCUGGCUACGUAAUGAAAUUGCCAAGGAGUCAGGAGUGCAUUUACUUGAUGUUAAAUCGAGCGCAAACAUAAUAUCCACUGAGGGCGCUGAUACAGCUUUAAACGCCGGAGAUUCUUGCACUAGAACUCUAAUUUCUGCGACGACUGCAGUCAAUGGUGAGGUAUCAGUCGGAAGCAACAGCGACUGUAUUGAGCUUACAGACUCCGAUGACGAGACUCGUUUCAGACCAGCUAGCAACCAUCAACCGGCAGAGAGUAAAAGAGCAGUUUCAGUGCCUGACGAAGGUGAGGUUAUUGAGAUUUUGUAA